Molecule: messenger RNA, 1017 nt
Organism: Phytophthora nicotianae INRA-310
Lineage: Eukaryota; Oomycota; Peronosporomycetes; Peronosporales; Peronosporaceae
Exons: 2
Coding region: 141-767 (208 amino acids)
Biological process (GO): vesicle-mediated transport; intracellular protein transport; vesicle fusion
Cellular component (GO): endoplasmic reticulum membrane; Golgi apparatus; SNARE complex
Molecular function (GO): SNARE binding; SNAP receptor activity
Source: RefSeq, a predicted model, not a curated record
GUGUGUUUUGUCGCAGAUCCCUUGUUUGUUCCUGGAUUGUCGGGUUGUGUCUGACUUUCUUUUUGUAUCGGACACAGGGCGUGAACGUUCGCAAGGGCCUUUACAAACAGAGAACUAGCCUUCCUAGCAGACAAGUGACCAUGACGGAGGCUUUUAUGGGCUACAGCGAGGACUUUGAGCAGUGCCGCGAUGACGCGAUGGCGGACAUCCGUUCCAUCCCCAAGGCUCGUGACCAGCGCGAGCGUGACGACCUGUCAGAGCGUGCACAGGGCAACAUCUCGGAGGCCGAGCGCUAUAUGCGCAUCCUCGAAAGCGAGUCGCGCGCUGGAGACUCGCAGGACCGUCGACGGAUGCACCAGCAGCUGCGCACCUUUAAGUCGCAAUUGGACAAGCUGAAGGCCAAUCUUGAGCGCUCCAAGCUCAUGGACGGCAGUCAGCAGCGUCGCCAAGCCGCCGCCCCACAAGACAACGUGGCUCGCUACCAGCAGCGCACGGACCGCAUCGACGACCACCUGGAUGAUGCCCAGGCCAUCAUCGCGCGUACCGAGGCCACGGCACAGAACAUUAAUCGGAACUUGGCGGAUCAACGCGAGCAGCUUAUCAACGUCCGCUCGAACGUUGAUGAGACGCGUGAAGACACAGCAGAAGCGGGUAUGCAUCUGAAGAAGCUCAAGUGCAAGAUGGCGUCGCAGAUUCUGUUCCUGUACCUGGUCAUCCUGGGCCUCAUUGUUGUGAUUAUCUGGAGAGUCAUUUCCAAGUUUACAUAAAACACACAAAAGAGAUGGGUCUUAGGAGACACCGAUCACCCUUUAUACCAAAACAUUUUUGCGUGUAACUAAAGAACAAGGUGAAUUGCUUUUUUUUAUUAUGCAUGCUGCGAACAUGAUAGGGCAUUUUACAUUUUAUCGAGGUAACGUGAAACUGCAAUUUUAGGUGGAGUAUUGAAAACCGCCAUUCGAGACCGUCUACUCUCCUGGCAGUUAGCUGCUUGGCGAGCUUUUUGGUUGCUAGAUGAUA